Molecule: messenger RNA, 574 nt
Organism: Paraglomus brasilianum
Lineage: Eukaryota; Fungi; Glomeromycota; Glomeromycetes; Paraglomerales; Paraglomeraceae
Source: the annotation of a GenBank genome assembly
GCUAUCAUUCCAAUGGUCGAAAAUUAUAUAAAGAUCUCAAGAAAGAAGGAUAUCGAUUUCCAUUCAAAAAAGUUCAUGAAUGGUUGCAUAACCAGAAUGAGUGGCAAAAGUAUGCUCCGUCACCGAAAAAUAUUUCACGAGUUAGUUAUGGUAAAAUUUCAUGCCCAAACUGUGUACAUCAGUGCGACCUCUUAUUUCUUACGCAUGACCACUACAAAAAUAAAAAAUGGAUAGCAGUACUUAACAUAAUAGAUGUGGCUAGCAGAUUCAAAGCGAGUGUUCCUCUCACAUCGAAAAAUAGUUUUGAAGUUGCUAAAGCCUUUAAGAAAAUUUAUAAUGAUCCCAAUAACCCUCUUACAUACCCAACACUUCUACAAUGUGAUGGUGGUAAAGAAUUCAUGGGUGAAACUGCUCGAUUAAUGGAAGCGCAUAAUGUCACAAUUCGAGUAAUUGGUGCAUAUAGCCACAGAGGAUUGGCUCUUGUGGAACGCUUCAAUAAAACUUUAGCAGAAAUACUAUAUAAAGUUCAAUAUGCUGUCGAAAGUAUAACUUCGAACCCUAAAUUAAUAAGAGA